This is a messenger RNA of Diuraphis noxia (Russian wheat aphid), 2781 nucleotides long. Its product is annotated as sodium-coupled monocarboxylate transporter 2. Gene Ontology annotation, molecular function: symporter activity. NCBI's taxonomy places the organism in Eukaryota, Metazoa, Arthropoda, Insecta, Hemiptera, Aphididae. Gene Ontology annotation, biological process: transmembrane transport; sodium ion transport. The record is from RefSeq and is a predicted model, not a curated record. Gene Ontology annotation, cellular component: membrane.
GCCGACCAUUCAGUUUACAUGCGGUUUGACUCGCGCGUUGUGCUGUUUGACGUCGACAUUUCGUUUCGUACUCGCGCCACUCAUUGUCACAAUAAUAUAAAUAUUAUAUCGUUCACGAUAAUAAUACUAAACGUAUAUAACAAUGCGUAAUCGUGUAUUUCUCUUCAGUACCAGUUUCGUAUCGUAAAAUAUUAAAUCGUACACAGUUGCUCGUUCGAUUAUUGUACACCGCGAUUCCGAUUCGUUACGUUUAUUUUUUAUUAUUCAAUAAGCUGUUGCUAUCGUAAUUUUUUGACGACGAGCAAGCGCGGCAAACAGUACUUGAUACAUUUCAUCGGACGAUAUCAUCAUUACCUGUAACAAUAUUAUUAAAUAGCAGCAGCAGACCGGGCCAUACGCGUUUAUUUCGUGCGUUUAAUGUAAACAACAUCUGAAUAAUAGGACGAUAAAUAUUAUUAUCAUAAUAAAAAAAAUUUUAAAAAUGGUAGAAUUUUUCGUCCGAACAAUGGUUAUCUUCAUCUUCGAACAAACGACUGAAACAGCGUAAAUCCUCGAGCAUCGGUCGGCGUCGUUGUGUGAUAUUCUGUAUAUUUUGUUCGUCAACGCUACAAGAAAAAUAGUCAUAAACUAUGCAAAGUAUUGUAAUCGAUUAUGCAGUUUUUCUACUGCUGAUUGGGUUGUCAUUCGCAGUAUUAAUUUAUAGUAAAAUAUCCGGUCCCAAAGAACAGACGAAAGCAGACUAUGUGUUCGCAUCAAAAGGGUCGGUUUCAAUGGGAGCGAUGCUCCUAUCCAUUGCACGCGGAUUUCUGGGUGUCAAAGUCUUCCUUGGGUAUCCGUCCGAAUUUUAUUAUAGAGGAAGCGGAAUGUGGGAAACCCUGUACGGAAUGUCCUUAGCAUUCCCUUUGGUUUUAUAUUUUUUCCUACCAGUAUAUUUCAAUCUCGGGAUUACUUCAGUUUAUCAGUACUUAGAUAUGCGAUUCAAAUCAAGACUUGUGAGGAGGCUUGCGUCUGCUACAUAUUUUAUUAGAAGCAUACUUAACCUUGGUGUAACAGUUUUCACACCGUGCGUUGCCUUAAAAACUGUGAUGGGAUUGCCUUAUUGGUUUUCAAUCAUCUUAAUUACAUCAAUUGCCAUUGUUUUCACAUUACUGGGAGGUCUGAGAUCAGCUAUUCUUGCAGACGCCGUACAGAGUUUAGUGAUGAUCGGUUGCAGCAUAAUUAUCAUUAUUCAUGGAUUCUUUAUAGCUAAAGGUCCAUUGAAUGUAUAUGAGGUUACCAAGGAACGGGACAGGCUGGACUUUUUCGAUUUUAAUAUGGACCCCACAAUUCGUGUGUCCACGGUGUCUGCCACUCUUGGUCAGCUUUUUAUGUCGCUUUCGAUGUUUGGAUGCCAACAAAAUUUCGUUCAACGCUACUUUAGUAUGGACUCUCAGAAACAAGUUGAAAAGGCUUUGUGGCUGACCAUACCGUUAAUGAUAUUCCUCUUCAGUCUAUCAUGGAUUGUCGGUAUGGUGAUAUUCACGGUGUACGCCGAUUGCGAUCCUCGAGCACUUGGGUAUAUAUCGGAGAUCGACGAGAUCAUACCUUUUUACAUUGAAGAUAGAUUUUACUUUUUGCCGGGCUUCAUGGGACUCGUAUUGGCCAGCUUGUUCAAUAGUGGACUCAGUAUAUUAGUGUCCAAUUUAAAUUCAAUUUCCACGGUUGCUUGGGAAGAUUUUAUCUCUCAAAUACCAAUAUUCAAAGGUGCCAGUGAAAAGAACCAAUUGUACUGCAUUAAAAGCAUAAGCGUAAUUACUGGUUUUAUAGUCAUGGGUAUUGCAUUUAUUGUCGCCCAAUCUUCAGGUGUUAUUGAUGCUUCGCAGCUAAUGACAUCCGCAACUAGUGGACCUCUUUUAGGAGUUUUUGUUUUAGCUAUGUUUUUCCCAUCAACGAAUUGGAAAGGUGCUGCUGCCGGUAUGAUAUCGAGUCAUUUGAUGACCCUAUUUAUUGUACUUGGAUCAUUGUCCAUCGCCAAACAACCUAAUUAUCUGCCAGUGUCCACUGAAGGGUGUUCGAACACGACGUUCUCGCCACACAUCGAGCCAAUUUUUGAUGUACAGUAUAAUAAAUACAAAAUGAGUUUUAUGAACAAAACCCACAACGGCAUUUCCAGUGUCCUGUCAACGCCCGAAGUAGAAUCGUCCUCCACAGACGAUAUUCUGACAAUGUUGUACUCGAUAACGUAUAUGUACUAUUCACUAAUGGGCACAUUUGUAACAGUCUUCGUCGGUGUCAUAGUCAGCUACGUGACAGGUAAAAACAAAACAGAUACCAAUAAUUACAUUCAGAUCAAUUAAAAUGUACGAUUUAUUGGCGAUUACAUAUUUCGUGCACCGUGCUAUUGGUGAUGAUGUUUACUUUAUAUUUAUACUUAUAACUCAUUAAUUGAAUGAAAAAACAUUAAUUAUCUAAGUUAUUUUUGAAUAUUAUUAUCAAAUAUGUUUGCUUGAUUGUUGUCUAUGUUAUUUUCAUGUUUAUAGAACCAUUAAAUUUGAUCUGAAACAAAAAGGUUUUAUAUUAAAAAACUAAAGUCGAUAAUUAUUUUAACUUGUGACAUUAUAAUUAUAUCGUAACUUUUUUACCUGACACAAAACAUCUAUCCCAUUAAAAUAUAAUGGRUGAAACGAAUAUUCGCAUCUUACCCACUGUAUUGAUAAGUAGUAACAUUAUAAUAAUAUUACGAGAAUUACAAUCAAGACAAAGUAAGAUUUCAUAUUGAAAUGAUAGAUCAAUCUUAGAUAG